CUUGUUUUUUUGCAACGGUCAGACAUGCACAUUGGCUUGUAAUUUCAAAUAUGUCGAUUAUUUAUCCAGCUGAAGGUCAAUACCGUAUAAGUUACGAACCGUUAAGUACUUUAAAAAAAUGCAUCAAGUUACAUGAUUUCGAAGGUGUUAAAAAAUAUUUUUGGCACACCGCGGCUCUACUUAAAGUAUUCAUUUUACUAGGACGAACCAUUUACGCCGGACAGACUUUGAAUCAGCCUAAACGACUUGCAGAAAUUGUCGCUACGUAUCCUGUUAGAUUUAUGGCUAUAACUAAAAUAUAUAUGCUUUACUUCGACAGAAAUCGCGUGAAUUACUUUUACAACACAGUAACAUAUGAAUUUUGGGAUUUCCAUAUAGCGGGACCCGAAUUAGAAAAACAAAUUAAAAGAAGAUUCUACGUCAUCAAUUUUGUUGUCACCUGUCAGUUUAUAGCGGCUAUGGUGGUCGUAACGUUGUUUUUAAUAUUCCCGUUGGUCGAUAUGCCGGAAGGGAAAAGACCUUUACCGAAUAUUAUCUGGACGCCAUUUGAUACGGAUCCAAGUCCUUUGUAUGAGAUUAUUUACGUUAUAAUGCUUUGGAAUUUGGUUCUUUCUGUGCUCGGAAACGCUUUUUAUGACGUUUUAUUCACUUAUUCUCUCCAACAUCUGUUUGUUCAAUUUAUGCUUUUAAAAAAAUUGAUAAAAAAUAUCACCGAAGGUAUUUUGGAAGAAACUACAGACUACGAUAAAUUCAAUUCUGAAUAUUUUCAAAGUAAAGUAUACGAACGUUUCCGAAUAUGCGCAGAACACCAUGCCAAACUAUUAAAGUUUGGAAAAAAUUUGAAAGAAUUUUCAUCACGAGCCCUGUUACCACAAUUGAUAAUGAGUUAUGCCGUACUUGUAAUAAAUGGAUAUAUCCUAAGUAUUGAUCACAAGGAUGUAAUGAAAACCACUGGGCUUCUAAACCUAACAGGUUCUUGUUUGGUACAAUUAGCAGUGUUUUCAGUCCAAGGAUCCGCAAUUAAAUUUCAGAGUUUAUCUUUGCUUGAUGCCAUCGCCGAUUCGAAAUGGUAUCUGUUUAGAGCUCCCGUUAAGAGAGCUUUGACGUUUAUGAUGAUGAAUUGUAGAAAAGCGCUUACCGUAAGCGCUGGAGGUAUGGCAAACGUCGAUAACGAGAUAUUGUUACAGAUAGUGCAAAAAGCGUUUUCGGCAAUAACUCUGUUACGAGCGCUCACCGCGGAAGCGGAGAUGAAAGGUUGA
This is a messenger RNA of Diorhabda sublineata, 1259 nucleotides long. RefSeq lists its product as uncharacterized. The record is from RefSeq and is a predicted model, not a curated record. The transcript is spliced from 7 exons. The coding region runs from base 51 to 1259 and encodes 402 amino acids. Gene Ontology annotation, biological process: detection of chemical stimulus involved in sensory perception of smell; sensory perception of smell. NCBI's taxonomy places the organism in Eukaryota, Metazoa, Arthropoda, Insecta, Coleoptera, Chrysomelidae. Gene Ontology annotation, molecular function: odorant binding; olfactory receptor activity. Gene Ontology annotation, cellular component: plasma membrane.